Molecule: messenger RNA, 895 nt
Organism: Hydractinia symbiolongicarpus
Lineage: Eukaryota; Metazoa; Cnidaria; Hydrozoa; Anthoathecata; Hydractiniidae
Exons: 2
Coding region: 142-480 (112 amino acids)
Source: RefSeq, a predicted model, not a curated record
UAUUGACAGCAAUAUAUUUAUGAAUAAUGAUAUCAAUUGAAAAUUAUUGAAUUCAUUAUAUUGGAAAAUAUUUCGAAUUAUUGCAAAUUGUCUCUUUAAAUGUCUCUUUAAAUGUCCAUUUAAAUUUUGUUGUAAUUCAAAAUGUCUGAGGAACAGAGAAAAGCGGUUGCUGCGAUUAUUAUUGCUACAACUUUACUUCCGACAAACUUUUCCAAACCUAAGGUUACGCGUAGAAUUUGGGUGAAGGAGUGGAUGAAAAAACGAAAAUCGAUCGGUGUUUACGAUAACUUAGUGCAAGAACUACGUUUGUAUGACGAAGAGAGUUUCCGCAAAUACCUGCGAAUGAGCCCAGACAUAUAUGAGCUUUUACUUGAGAAAGUCAGAAGUAAAUUAACGAAGAAGACAACGCAUUUACGGAAACCUUUGGAGCCGGAGUUGAAGCUGACAUUAAUAUGGAUUUUGAAAUACGGGGCUGAGUAAAGGUUGAAGUUGCUGUGGCACGCUCUGACCGAAUAUUUGUGUGUUUUGGCUCAAGAUUGACGAGGUUGGUUUUGGUGAGCUCUGAGUGAAGACAUGUGCGGCAUGUUGCUGUUGCGUCGUAGCUUGAGGAAAUAGUAUUUGAUCAUUCGUAGCAAAAUCGUGUGGCUGACUUUCAAAAUAAUAAAUUUUAUUUUGCUCCAUCUUUUAUCUUCGAUCGUAUGUUUCAUUUACUGUUUAUUUCAGACAGACAAAUUUUGAAUACUUUGCUAAUUCGAUUUUUCUAUUGUUCGGAGAACAAUUGAGUCUUCUCACAACAAAAGAAUUUCCCUUGCAAUAUUUUUUAAUUCAAACCGUGUUUGAAUUAAAAAGUCUUGACAAGUAUUGAAAGCGAUUGCGUAAUGUUUUUUCGAACGUG